UAGUAUCAUAUAAGGUGUCCGCCCGAAUGUUAGCUAUGGUCCGAAAGUUAGCAAAUUAUCAAAUAUCACAGUUUGCCGCCAUUGUUUGUGCUCUUAGCUAGUAUCAUUUUUAUUUCGAAUGGAAAGUAGCUUUGUUGAUUGUCACUGUCAUAUAUCAGCCCGCGAAUUUGAAGAGGAUCUGGGGGAUGUGAUCCAGAGGACCACAGAGGCCGGAGUAGAGACUCUGGUUGCGGUCACAGAAGAAGUCAGAGAGUUUUCCAGAGUCCUUCAGCUGCAGGAGCGUUAUCCAGAUCUGGUGGCUCCAUGUUUCGGCGUCCAUCCUUUGCAGGGCAUUGAGGGCCCCGAGCGCCGCAGUGUGAAGCCUCAGCUCUUAAUGAAGAAGGCUUUUCCACAGGACCUGGAUGUCGCAGUACCUCAGUUCUACAAGCACAGCGAACGCCUCGUCGCUGUCGGAGAGAUUGGUUUGGACUUCACGCCGUGGUGCGCUCCCACCCAGCAGGACAGAGACGACCAGAUGAAGGUCUUCAUCAAACAGCUGGAUGUCGCCAAAGAGCUGGAUCUGCCUGUGAACGUCCACUCACGAUCAGCUGCCAAGGUCACCAUAGCAACCAUGAGAGAACGAGGUGUCGGUCGGGCUCUGCUUCAUAACUUUGCAGGGAAACCUUCUGUCGCUCUGGAAGGUGUGAGGGCUGGUUACCUGUUCUCCUUUCCACCUGCUGUCUGCAGGAACCAGCAGAGAGACAAACUGAUCCAGCAGAUCCCACUGGAACACAUCUGUCUUGAAACUGACUCUCCUGCUCUGGGGCUCGAUCAGCACGUGAGGAAUGAGCCUGCUAACAUCGUCCUGUCCUGCCGGUACAUCGCUGACGUCAAAGGUCUGCCGCCGCAGACUGUUCAGCUCGUCACCACGCAAAACGCUAAGCGACUUUUCCCCAAGAUGAGCAGAAAAUUUCCCUCCCGAGCUCACCCCUCCCAGCCAGUGAUCGCCAGGCAUGAGGUGAAGCGAGGUGAACAGGUGAGUAAUCACUCCCAGUCACGGAGCACACACAUAGCGACGCUGCCUGCACCUGAUAGGCCCAUGCAAAGCAAACACACGAACAGGAGUGCGUCAGUGAGUCAGAACUUCUUACGCCUCUCUUCGAAGUGCCUCCUCUCUGGAAGCUUGGCGGGUGGCGACCUCUCGCUGCAGGCCGCCCUGCGCUGCGGUCCGGCGGUCAGAGCGGUGAGGAGGGCCGGGCUGGUCCGCAGGUGAUUCCGGAAAUGUCUCCUCUCUGCCCUCCCCCAGGACUGCCGAGGGCUCACCUCCACCUGACACCACGUCUCCCUCCGUAGGUUCAGCUCCAGGAGAGCCUGGUCCUCAUUUCCGGACAUUGUGUGUUUGUCUUGAUGUGCUUUGGGGUGUAUUUCUCCUGCUGGCAGUUAGUUUGUGAUGCUGGCGUUACCAUUGCAACGUGAAACCCGAAGAGCCACCUGCAAGCCAAAGAUCCUUUAUGCUGUAAGAUGAGUUACUCCAUUGAGAGUUCCCAGUGUUUUCAUACAUCCUAUAAACUUUUAUUCUCUCUCUUUGGUUGGCCAUGUCAAUUUUACUUUUGGUUCCAUUACUCUUAAAGUUACUGCAAAUCUUAUGACUCAAAUAAAAGGUACAACCAUGGAAAAUUAUAGAGAUGGACCAAAAAUAGAAUGUAUUGGCAAAGUAUGAUCCUGUCAUGGAUAUUGUAUUGUGUACAGUGGUUUUAAACAUGAGGUCCAGGGACUCCCUGAGGUACUUGAGGGGGUUCUAGGGGGUCCCCAACAAAAUGGCAGAUAAUUUAUCUUCCCUGUAAUUCUAUCCAUUUCAUCAGUGAUGGACUGUAUGAGUAGUUUGGUCACAGGCUUCAUGUGCUUCCUGGAAUAGAAUAUCUUAAAGCAAAUUUCAUUCAGUGACCCUGGGACAAAACCUUCUGACUGCUUAGAGGUGAAAAGCUUCCCUGCAAGAAAGUGAUUGUCAUGUAAUGGUGUGUGUGUGUGUUUGUGUGUCUGUCUGUGUCUGUUACUGGGCAACAAGACAGGAUUCAGUGACAGGAGUGAGAGCUCACCUCCAUCAGGCCCAGGCUCAGUAUCACUGAAGUCAGGUUAUUUGAUCCUCCUGUGACCGACCUGCGCACAGGGCGGUUAAGAGUUAUUCCUGUUUCUUGCUUGACGGCACUUUAAUGUAAAUAAGCACCAUGUUUGUCUUAUUUUCACACAUAUUGACGAAACAGGAAAGUGCGUGUGCACUAAGUGUGAGUGGGAUCAGACUCGUGAAGCUUGUACCUGCGGCAGUGGAGUCCCACUGGGUCAAAGGAUGAUUAGGAUUAGAACAGAUAACAGCCUGAACAUAUGGACGGGCUGAUUAUAAGGACGAUGCAGCAACUCAGGCCUGACAGGAAGCAACACA
Messenger RNA from Scatophagus argus, 2416 nucleotides. It is a transcript of the gene tatdn3, whose product is annotated as TatD DNase domain containing 3. Lineage: Eukaryota; Metazoa; Chordata; Actinopteri; Scatophagidae. The coding region runs from base 119 to 1252 and encodes 377 amino acids. The record is from RefSeq and is a predicted model, not a curated record. Gene Ontology annotation, molecular function: hydrolase activity, acting on ester bonds. The transcript is spliced from 11 exons.